AUGGGCCUGGUGCAGCGACUGUUUGACCUCGCCAUUGGUCAAAAUGUCCUCAUGGAGCUGCCUCUAGCGGCAAAAUGGAGGACAUCCAUGUACACUGAUGACGUGACAAUCUUAAAAAGCCCAAAAAAGGACAUGGAGGUCGUAAAAAUUAUUCUUGGAGCCUUUGGUAAGGCGUUGGGCCUGCGCAUAAACAUGGACAAAAGCUCCAUCCAUCCGAUCAGAUGUGAAAACAUUGACCUUGAUCAUGUGCUCUUGACUUUCUUAGGAACUAGGGGCACAUUCCACUGCCGAUAUCUUGGACUACAGCUGCACACCAUGCCUCUCCAAAAGGUCCAUGUGCAGCCUCACAUAGAAUGCUUCGGCCAAAGACUCCUAGUCUAG
Molecule: messenger RNA, 381 nt
Organism: Miscanthus lutarioriparius
Lineage: Eukaryota; Viridiplantae; Streptophyta; Magnoliopsida; Poales; Poaceae
Source: the annotation of a GenBank genome assembly